AUGUCGGUAAGAUCGUACCUUGUGAAGUUGAAGCAGGCAUUGCACCUGCAAGCACCAAAGACUCCCUAUCGAGUUGUUACGGGCAACCAAUCAGCGGAUAUGGAUUCGGUUGUGUCAGCCAUCACAUUUGCAUAUUUGACAUAUACCCUCAAAACUCCCGAUCAGUUUAUGAUUCCCUUGAUAAACAUUCCUAGAGCAGAUUUUGUCUUGAGAAGAGAUAUCAACAAGCUUUUGCAAUACCACGACAUUUCUGAAGACCUACUUUACUUUGUUGAAGAUUAUGAAAAGUUUUUGAAAGAAAGCACUUCAAUCGAGCUCUCGUUAGUGGACCACAAUGGACUACAGGGGGUUGAGAUCAACAAGAGCUUUGACGCAGGACUUGUGAAUGUAGAGGCAAUCAUCGAUCAUCACGCAGACGAGGGAAUGUUCCAAAAUGCUAAUCCAAGAGUGAUUAGAACGUGUGGCUCAAAUUCGACGUUAGUGUUUCAAUACUUUCACAAGUUGAUAGCUGGAGAUGAAAGUUUUUGGAAAACGAAUAAGGAUGUAAUUGAGUUGUUGAUAGCUCCUUUGUUGAUCGAUACCACCAACAUGACACAAAAGGUUGAAGAUCCCGAUGUUAAGGCUUUAGAGUUUUACAAAAAAAUCCUAGAUGGUGACACUGUUAGUUUUACAACACAAUCAAGCUAUGAUGAUUUCUACAGAACGUUGAAAACAGCAAAGAAAGAUAUCAGCGGAUUUAGCUUUGCCGAAAUUUUGAGAAAGGAUUACAAACAGUUCAAGUUUAUUCAUGAAGACAGGGUUGGUUUCAGUUCCAUAGGCAAACCGUUACUGUGGGUCACAAGCAAGUUUUCGGUUGAAGAUAUCAAGAAAGAUCUAGCAAAGACUUUAGAAACAAACCAGAUUGACUUGUUAGUCAUAACAUCGUCUUUUACUCAAAAAGAGACUGGUAUUUAUACUAGAGAAUUUUGCUAUUAUUAUGAAGGAGAAAAUGUGAGAUAUGCAGACUUGUAUCAACUCGUUUGGAAGCAGCUCGAAUUGAGUACCGAUUUGUACAAAAGCGACGCUAUCAGCUCUUUGACAAACGCAAUUAAUAGUAAAGAAGCGCAUUUGAAAAUUUUCAACCAAAAGAAAGUUACAGCUACCCGAAAGCAAGUUGUCCCUAUUGUGAAGGAGGUAUUAGAAAGAUGA
Molecule: messenger RNA, 1188 nt
Organism: Lodderomyces parapsilosis
Lineage: Eukaryota; Fungi; Ascomycota; Pichiomycetes; Serinales; Debaryomycetaceae
Product: exopolyphosphatase
Exons: 1
Coding region: 1-1188 (395 amino acids)
Cellular component (GO): cytoplasm
Molecular function (GO): exopolyphosphatase activity
Source: RefSeq, a predicted model, not a curated record